GGCGGGUGGGCGCCCGCGCGGCCCGAGGGGAGGGCUCGCUACGGGCUCUGGGCGCCGGGCGGCCGGGCGCCGGCCCCCGGGGGCGCCCGCGGGCUGCGGAGCUCCAACCCCUUCACCCGCAAGCAGGAGGAGGAAUGGCGGCGCCGGAACCGGUCGACGCUGGCUUACAUCGCCGCCGCCGCCGUGGGCAUGGUGGGCAUGUCCUACGCGGCUGUGCCGCUCUACCGCCUCUACUGCCAGACGACCGGGCUGGGCGGAACAACGAGCACAGAGCAUAGGUCGGAGCAGAUCGAGAGCAUGGAGCCGGUGAGAGACCGGGUCAUCAGGGUCACGUUCAACGCCGACGUGCAUUCCAGCAUCCAGUGGAACUUCAAGCCCCAGCAGAGCGAGAUCUAUGUGGUACCGGGAGAGACUGCCCUGGCAUUUUAUAAAGCAAAAAAUCCUACUGAUAAACCCAUCAUUGGAAUCUCUACCUACAAUGUGGUCCCCUUUGAAGCAGGACAGUAUUUCAAUAAGAUACAAUGUUUUUGUUUUGAAGAACAGCGGCUAAAUCCUCAGGAGGAAGUGGACAUGCCUGUCUUUUUCUACAUUGAUCCAGAGUUUGCAGAUGACCCUAAAAUGGCUAAAGUUGAUCUCAUCACCCUCUCUUACACCUUUUUUGAAGCAAAGGAAGGACAGAAGUUACCACUUCCUGGAUACCAGUGAUGGACAAAUUCUACUCGAGCACCAGCUUUGAAAACAUUUUUCCAUGGAAGAAAGAACUACAGGAGUACUGUGCAAUAUGAAAUGAUAUUAAAACACCAUGGACUGUUAAAACAACAUGCUGCUGUUAUGAAAAGAUGUAUUUGCAUUUAAAAAAAAUCCAAUUUAACAUGGUUGGGAAUAUUAUUUCUUUGGGAUAGUAUUUGUCAAUCAGGCAAGAGAAGGGAACACGCUGUUCCUGGAGGAGAGAAGGUUUUCUCAAGCCAUCUUUCUAAAAAGGUGAUACAUGUUAUCUGAAUACUGAGGCAAAUUUGUAAACCCAAGUGUAAACUGAGAUUGUCAUUCAGAGAAAUCUCCAAUUGCAUUGCUGGCUCUGAAGAAUAACUUCCAUGUGAUCAGUUAAUGAAAUCUCAAAACUGAACAAAGUUAGACUGUAUUGCCAUGUAACCCUCCCAGGGCACAGGAGGAUACGGUGAUUCAGAAGAUUAUGCACCCUCUUCACAUUAUUACUGAAUCAGUAGUUCACUUGGUAAGAGCAGACUGGUCUAAAACUGUUAUAAUUUGAAGGAGGAACAGUGAUUUAAAUGUAAGCACAGCAAAUCUGUGGUGUGGUUUCCAUUUAGAAAUGCCAUCUUCAAAUGUCAAUUCAGCUUAUGUAAAACAUCUGCAAUGCUCCUGACUGCUCCUUCCCUCUGCUGAGGGCUGUAGGCUGGGCACCUCUAGAGAGGCAGAGUAGGUAUGAAAUGCUUUGAAGGCAAAGGCAGUACAUGAACAGCUGCUUUUAAUUGUGGGGUAAAUUAGGGCUUUUGAGGAGACUCCUAAGCUACAAAGGAAAUCAACCCCUUGCAGAGGUUAUGUCCCACAAAGGCUGCCCAGCAGUGGAGCAGUUGUUCAGGGGUAUUCCGUGUACUGUCGGGACACGUAAGCCUGUAUUUAUGUAACUUUUGGUCAUUAUCUGUGGGUUGGGAUAAUUACACUUUUAUCACAGCUUUGCAAACUAGGAGGGAGUUGCACAGCAAGUUUGAAGUGACCUACUCAUUUUCAGUCAGGAAUUAAUCUCAGCCCAGUAUCUCAUCUGCUAGGCCAGUUCUUCCUACCCUUCUCAGCAGAUGAGAUAGAACAAAGUUAAGACUAGUGUUGGUUUGUUUGGACUAAAAAGAACAGGUAAAGUCACAGUUAACUGCCAGGUACAUGAGUCUCAAUUAUAUUUGCAUACACUCAUUUUAAAAGUGGGGUUUUUUUAAAAAUAAAUGCUACCUUAAAAAUGCAGUACUGUACCAAUUACAGGUGGUGUUGAAAUAGAUUCUGGGUGAUGUUCAUGUCAGGUCUUCCCAGUGUAUUUAUUAAAGUUUUAAAGCUUUUCA
Molecule: messenger RNA, 2066 nt
Organism: Colius striatus (speckled mousebird)
Lineage: Eukaryota; Metazoa; Chordata; Aves; Coliiformes; Coliidae
Product: cytochrome c oxidase assembly protein COX11, mitochondrial
Exons: 4
Coding region: 190-705 (171 amino acids)
Cellular component (GO): mitochondrial inner membrane
Molecular function (GO): copper ion binding
Source: RefSeq, a predicted model, not a curated record